AUGAAGCCCACAGAGUCUAUGGGUGAGUACAUCGCCCGCUUUAACGUCGGCACCUCGGCCCUUCGUUGGCCCGACACCCUCAAGAUCCAGUUCAUGCGCAACCGGCUGCCUGUAUGGUGGCGCGACAUGACCGCCAUGAAAGUCUUAGAGUCUAGCCUCACCUACCUUGACUUCUGUCAAACCCUUCGUCUCCUCGAACAGUCCAACCCACAACGAGCCACUACAACUGGCAACCGUAGAGGAAAUCAGAGUUUAGAAGGUGGCGGGGGCGGCGGAGCAGGCGGCAAUAAGUCCACUCCCUCUAACGGACCCCGGAACGGUGGAUCCAGCUCGGGAUCUGGCCCCCGUGGCCGCUCUGACAUCCAGGUCAAGGUCCUCCGUCACUUAAAUCGUUGUUUCAACUGUCUUAAGAAGAAUCACACCUUUAAGGCUACAGGAGGUUACUGCUCUAAGGAGCCGGUCGCCUCUUUUGACUCGUACCCCGAAGUUCAGGACGCUCUUGAGAAGGCUAUUGCUAACAAUGGCGUACCCGUCGGAGAGCCAGCCCGCCCUAAGGUCAAGGGCGCCGCAGCUAGCGGACCUCCCCGGCAUGAGAAGCCACCCCCAGUACAACCACCAGCACAUCCCCUAAUUCCCCCUGCCCCUUCUGUCGAAGACAGCGAAGAAGAAGAGGAGUUACAUCCUAACCGCUUUGUCGACGAUUCUUUGACCCUAGCCCUUUCCCCUACCGUAGAAGUCAGCUCUGACGAUGAGUCCGACCCGGAUCCAACCACAGUCCGCAACAAUCAAUUAAGUGGGUCCUAG
This is a messenger RNA of Pyrenophora tritici-repentis Pt-1C-BFP, 804 nucleotides long. Lineage: Eukaryota; Fungi; Ascomycota; Dothideomycetes; Pleosporales; Pleosporaceae. The record is from RefSeq and is a predicted model, not a curated record.